Molecule: messenger RNA, 627 nt
Organism: Stylonychia lemnae
Lineage: Eukaryota; Ciliophora; Spirotrichea; Sporadotrichida; Oxytrichidae
Source: the annotation of a GenBank genome assembly
AUGGAUUUCACAGGCAAUAAUAGUCAUCAAGUUCAGUUUUCAGCUAAGCUUGAAUUAGUUGAUGUUGAUUAGAUUUUGAAAUACUCACUCGCACUUAUUAACAUUCUGAUGGGAAUUCAAAACUUCAAUCAUAUUCAUUACAACUUCUGGCUUGGAUCACCUUCUGGUUUAAUAUAAACAAUCAAGAGCAUCGAGAACUAGGGAAUAGUUGAUACCAUUUACGAUAGAUAUGAAAAUUAGUCGAGCAAUCUUAAAGUUCUCGGAACUCAUGACAGUUACUUUAUGAAAAUUCUAGUGAGUACAAGAUACCUUCUUAACAAGGUAAUGCUAUUGUUUAGUGUAGGUGGAUAAGCCUACUCAUCUUAUACCAUCCUUGGUGCAAACUAAUAGAACUCAAAUGUUGUCUUAGAAAUAUGGUCAUGGAUGAAGUACCUAUUAUAUACCUAUGCAGGAGUAACUGUUCUGAUGUGGUUUACUUCAAUUGCAACUGCUCCCUCAACAAUGAACUUCUUCAUGUAUGUUUUAGUCUCAUUUGUGGGAUUCUUCUUCCAAAACUAAUAGUUUAAUACCCUUUUUGGAGAAGCCUUGCCAUUUUAUCUUAACUAUAGAUAUAUCUCCAGACUUUGA